Messenger RNA from Ctenopharyngodon idella (grass carp), 3303 nucleotides. It is a transcript of the gene cdh26.2, whose product is annotated as cadherin-like protein 26. The coding region runs from base 891 to 2318 and encodes 475 amino acids. Gene Ontology annotation, biological process: homophilic cell-cell adhesion; multicellular organism development; cell morphogenesis. Gene Ontology annotation, cellular component: plasma membrane; adherens junction; catenin complex. NCBI's taxonomy places the organism in Eukaryota, Metazoa, Chordata, Actinopteri, Cypriniformes, Xenocyprididae. The record is from RefSeq and is a predicted model, not a curated record. Gene Ontology annotation, molecular function: cadherin binding; calcium ion binding. The transcript has 15 exons.
GUUACUAAGAAUCUCACAUUUUGUCGUUAAUGGCUCUUGGAGCCCCUGUCCCACUCUUUGAAUAGUUAUGCUGAUUGGAUUAAGACUUGCAACACUUGCUACCUGGGGUGGGUUUCUAUACCUGGAUACUUAAUUUGCAGCCUUUGUUUGAGGUCGUCAGCCAGUUUGCCUGGACAGUGUGUGUGUUGGCUGACAGUGGAAGGAUACGACAGAAGCGUGCAUGGAUCAUUGAUUCUUUUACUAUUGAGGAAGAAAGCCCUGGUCCAUUUCCAUAUAAAAUAGGCCAGGUAAAGAAGUACUGACAGUACUGGCAUUUGAUGAAGAUGAUUCAAGUACAAACAAUGGAACAUUUGAUUUCACAAUCAAAUCUGUCACACCAAAAACAGAUAAUGCUGAAUUCUAUAUUAAGCAGCAAAAAGAAUCGGGACAGUUUAUUUUAGGGGGUGUUUGGACUAUGAGCUCAGAAAUAUACAAUUUUGGUUGAAGCAAAGGACAAAGGGGAAAAAAUACAGCUCUCAAGUACAAGUACACUGGUAAUCAAUAUUUCGGACAAUAACAACAAUCUUCCAGAGUUCUCCGGCAAAACAGGACCUGGGAAGGUCAAGGAGCGAGAAACUGGGGUUGAAGUUCUGCGACUGCAAGUAACAGACAAAGACAUCCGUGGUUCAAAAGCCUGGAAAGCCAAAUACACUAUCUACGGAGAUAAAAAAGAGCAGUUCAAAAUUGAAACAGACCCUGUUACAAAUGAAGGGAUUUUAACAGUUGUUAAGCAACUGGACUACGAGGAGCAAACAUACCAAAAUCUAUCCAUCAGUGUGCAGAACGAAAUUCCUUACUUCUCAUGUAAGGUCAAAAAUCAAGUACAGGAUGCCUUGUGGGAGCUCGACAAAAUGCCCAAAAACUCUGGCAUGAGUGAUGCAAACCUCUAUAAUACAAUUUCAGUGACCAUUUAUGUUGAAGAUGUCAAUGACCCUCCAGUAUUUAUACCUCCUGUUAAAAAUGUUUCUGUAAUGGAGAACAUAAAUGUAGGAACAAGUCUAACAACCUUCACUGCUAAAGACAUGGAUGGAAGCUAUAGAAACACAUUUAAAUUUGUUAAAGGUGAAGAUAUUGCUGGAUGGAUAACUGUUGAUGCAAAGACUGGACAAGUAUCCACGAAUAAAAUUCUGGACAGAGAGUCACCAUUUGUGAUAAACAGCACCUAUAGAGCAACCUUAUAUGCUGUGGAUGAUGGUUUCCCACCGCUGACAGGAACUGGAACUCUAUUUAUUCACCUGUAUGAUCAAAAUGAUAACACACCAAUGCUGGAAGUGAACACAGUCAACAUGUGCCUGGAUACAGAGCCAACAAUGGCCAGCAUCACUGCUGUAGACCUAGACCUUCCUCCAUACAGUUCACCUUUCUACUAUGAGCUUUUAGGAAAUGUUAAGGACAAAUGGAGGGUUGAACCAGUCUAUGGCACAACAGUGAGUCUUAUAAAAGAACACAGUGUGUAUUCAGGUCAUCACCAGCUCCAGAUCAAAAUAUCAGACCAGCAGGGAUUUUACUCCAUCCAUAACCUGUCGGUCACAGUGUGCGACUGCUCUAUAGCUCCCAACUGCCAUGUCAAGAUGGCUCGGAUGACUCAGAUGGGACCUGUUGCAGCCUGGAUGGUUGUACUUGCAGUUCUGAUCUUUAUAGCAAUUUGCUUAAUGGCCCUUCUGAUCUCCUGCAAGGCAGAGAAAAAAAUGAUUGAAAUAGAUGAGGGCUUUGGUCAUCUCAUAAACACAAAUACAGAAACUCCAGGAACAGACUGCAUGGUUCCUUCCAGUAUAGGCAUUUACAAAACAGAUCCUUUAAAUGUAAAAGCCAGCAUAAAUGUGUCUACAAAUAUAAAAUCAAGCCAGAAGGUCACGUCACAAACCAAUAUCCAGGUGAUGCGGGCAGUUUCACAGACUUCACAGCCAGCCUACGACGGCCAGAUGUUCAAACGCUCAAUAUACAGGAGUUCCACAAGAGAGAGAAACAGAGAAAAUUUCCAACAGCGAUCGAGUAACAGAUCAAGUUUUAGAAGUACCUUUUCUUACAAGGCCAAUGCGCCUUACCCGAGAGACAAGAUUGCUGAUCUCAUCAACAAGAAAUUACUUGCUCUCCAAACCCAGGAGUUUGUUGUUUAUGAGCCACACUGUUACGCAGAUGAAGGACAAGAUACAGCUAAUGCCGAACUGGAUGCAAUCUCUAUUUCAGAGAAUGAUUUUCAUCCAGAGAUGCUUAGAAAUCUGGACAACAGGUUCAGCCAACUAGCAAUCAUUUCCAGACCUGACCUGAUGAGAAUGUGACAGUUAUCACAAGAAGUGUAGCAGAUUUAUUGAGAACAAGAUACUGAAUGAAAAUUUGAAAUCCAAAAUACUGAAAGAUCAGGGAUGCUGCAUCAAAAAUUCAGGAAAAAUUGAAUGAGGGUCUUCAAAGGUUUUUCUACUGUUUAAUAGUGUUAAAGCAGCUCAGGUGUUUGGUUUUGGGUCAGUGUAAAUAAUUUCAUUGUGAUUCUCUGCGCACGUCAUGUUUUCUGUCGGCUGCAGGAGAAAAUUCAGAAAGAAAAUAAAUGUUAUUUUCCGUAAUAUUAUGAUGAUGUCAUCACUGUUUUUGAAUGUUGUACAUGAAUUUUUAACACCUUAAUCUUAAAUUUUAUAGUAUUAAUUUGAAUGUCGUCUGUAUACAUUAAAAGGGCUUAAUUAACUGCAGACAUUUAAUAUAAAAAUAAAGGUAACAAUUUAGUAUAGGGAACACAUAUAAACUAUUAACUACAACUUUUCCCUUAAUAAACUCCUAAUUUACUGCUUAUUAAUAGUUAGUAAGAUAGUUGUUAAGUUUAGGUAUUUGGCAGGAUUAAGAAUGUAGAAUAAGGUCAUGCAGAAUAAGGCAUUAAUAUGUGCUUAGGUCUACUAAUAAAUAGCCAAUAUUCUAGUAAUAUGCAUGCUAAUAAGCAACUAAAAGACCCUAAAAUAAAGUGUUACCAAAAUAAAAAAUCUCAGUAAUGCUUUUAUUUGAUAAAAUCCUCUAAGAAUACAUGGGCGGAUGGUGAUAAUGCAGUUUUUGUUGCUGAUAAGCAUGUUUGAAGAGAGUAUCUACUGUGACUGUGUUAUGCCAAAACCUGUGACAUAUCUGGGUUUGUUGUUCCCUUGGGUGCAACAUUAGGUGUUUUUUGAGCUAUUACUGUAAAAAUGUUUAACUGUGACUUUUUUUUUUUUUUUUGUAUUAUUUGUACAUAUGGGAGUUGAUAAAUCCUUAAUAAAACUCAGUAUUUAAUAUACUGAAAGCAAAACA